Molecule: messenger RNA, 2571 nt
Organism: Cynoglossus semilaevis (tongue sole)
Lineage: Eukaryota; Metazoa; Chordata; Actinopteri; Pleuronectiformes; Cynoglossidae
Gene: ccdc33
Product: coiled-coil domain containing 33
Exons: 10
Coding region: 1311-2540 (409 amino acids)
Cellular component (GO): peroxisome
Source: RefSeq, a predicted model, not a curated record
GUUCAGCUUGUCUUGGGUGGAUUGCAACACGGGAGGCUUGAGCACAGAGAAAAAAAAAUAGAAAAAAAUAGAAAACAUGAACAGGUCAGAUGAAGGAUAGGAGCAAAAGUGGGGAAAAGAGGUGGAGGCAGAGAAAAAGGGUUUGAAUAAGCCCAUGCAGAGGAGGAAGUGAGUGAGAACGCUCCUGGGAGACGCCCUGCUCUGGCUCAGGCUAAUUGAAGCUGUGUGUGGCAGGAGACUCAGAGCUGUCACUUCCACGAAGAAGCCAUUUCCUGCAUAUUGGAGGCUGUGUCCUGAAUUCUGAUGAUGUUACCGAAAGCCUCCCCCGCCCGCCCCCCGCAGACCCACACUAUUACUGAGGCUCCUAUCGCCCACCUCCCCACUCCUGUGCCGUAGGUGGUGUGAGAGUGCAUACACCCUCCCACACCCCUGCUCCUCUACGGCUCUUUAAAAACUAUAACAGGGUCAGAGAGAUUCUGAACACGAGCAGAGACAGAAGAACAACAUGUGAAUAUAAAUCAUCUCAAUUUCUCAGCUAGUUUAAUUCAUGUUUUUUUUUAUAUGAGAUUGGGGGGAAAUGUUCAUCACUCGUACUGGUUGUCCCCUGUUGGAUUACAAGAAAUGAUGCCAUUUUACAAGAGUACACAGCUGCAAGGAUCCAGUGAAUAAUUUAUCAUGGAUUAAAGCAGCUAUGAAAACAUUUUGUGGUGAACUACAGUCAUAAAAUACCUGUUGAUAUUGAAAAUGAGUAAAUGGUAUUUUGUGGUACUUUUCAGUCACUUGUUUACUGUUCUUUCUUCUUUUUUUUCCUUUUUCUUUGACUAAAUUUUAAACUUCUUGUGGUCACUUUGCUAAAGUUUUUAUUCUUUUAUUAUUUUGUUUCAUGUUUAUGCUGCAGUUGAUGACACUGUCCUCAUAUAAUUCCGUUUAUGAUACACAGUAAACGAUAAUAAAAAUUGUGAAUCAUAAAUCUGGGUGGUACAAUUAGCAAAAAAGUAGAUUGGGAAUGUAAGACAUCUCAUUUGGUGGAGUAAGGCUUUUAGAGUAAAAACUGAAAACAACUUUUCCACAACAAUCGUGCUAAGAAAAAUGCUGUAGGGGUUUAACAAUGAUAACAUGUAAUGGCUUAUUUGAAGAAAGAGCAACAGGUACAAAAUGUAAAUGAUCUCCAUGAGUCUGUAUUGCCCUCUAGUUUGCAGUGAGCUCAUCACCAUCAGACGUAUUUGUGUUUUUACACAGCUAGCAGAACAUUCUGCUGACAAACUCGGAGGUGUUGCUAAGGUUUGUGUUGUGGUUACAAAUGGACAUUUAUGCUUCAGCGGUUGAUGGCUGAACUCAGACUUUCACACCAGCAGCUCCAGAAGAAUGACUACAACCUUCCAUCUCAUAAUGCUGUCGCACAGAUACUCAGAGAUUACCUGUGCGUCGACACCGAGGCAACACCUAAGGUAAAAAAUGUAACCAUUCAAGAGAAGAAGAGACCGGUCCAGAGGGCACAGGCUGCGAAGGCCAACAAAUCGACAAUGAACCAAACAUUUCGAAUAUGUCAACCACAAAAACGAUCACACCUGCAUGAUUCAGUAUAUGAUCCCAUCUCGGCAGAAAUUACCAAUUGCCAAACUAAGGAGUUGGAGAACUAUCGUUCAGCCAUGAGCAGGAUGGCAGCAGAUAUCAUAACACUCAGGACACAAGUGUUGACGUUAGAGACAGAAAACAGCCAACUCCGCACUCACCUGCAUCUGAAUCCGGACCUUGGCCGACAUCUGCUGGAUGACGCAGACAUUGCCGUCAUGACGAAGGCAGAGAUUGCUGACCAUAUGGCAUCUCUGAAAUUCAAACUGACCAGUGAGACCAAUAAGGCGGCUGUGCACAGAGACAGGAUUCAACAGCUGCAGAACGAGCUCAUCAAGAAAAAUGACAGUGAGAAAGAGCUUCUUCGACUCAAAGGACUCCACCAGUCUGGUCAUCCUCUUCAGCAGCAGCAACAUCAUCAACAGGAGGGUCGGCAGGAAAACCAGGAAAAUGUGGCGACCAUUGAAGCCCUAGAAGCCACGGUCAGACGACAAGGAAAGGUCAUUGAAAAGAUGGAGAAAGCUGUAAUAAGUAAACCUGGAGAAAAGAAGAGACAAAGCGACGACAAAAGUCUGGUGCAGAGAAGACACCUAGGUAAGACUGACUGGAGGACGAGAGAGGUAGAGUUAGCCACACAGGCUGAAAAUUCUCGCCUGCAAGAAGAGCUGGACAAGAUUCACAGGCAGCCUUUUCCUGUCACUGUACAGGAGUCAGCAAAGGAAAAAACAACUCGACCACUUCAGGAAAGUCUGAGUUUACUGAGUAAAUUGAAGAGGGCUGAGGCAAGGAUCCAAACCCUGGAGGCUCAAAUGGUGGAAAACUGUAAGGUGUGGGGACAGAAGACUCAGGAACUGUUGUCCAGACUGGAUGAGUACAAACACGGCAUGGUCCAUUCUGAGGACACAAUCUUUCCUAAUGAUUCCUCAGAGAGGAAAGUUUAUUCUCACUUCAACAACUGGUCAAAGUAACUGGACAAAAUUCACCAAAGAAAACAGACAA